This is a messenger RNA of Acanthoscelides obtectus, 1041 nucleotides long. The record is from the annotation of a GenBank genome assembly. Lineage: Eukaryota; Metazoa; Arthropoda; Insecta; Coleoptera; Chrysomelidae.
GUGGGUAUUUAUAAUGCCACCGUCUCCGCCACCCCCGGAGUGAAGCAAUGAGAAAAUAAUUAAGUUCUUGGAACUGUACGCAACUGAGCGAGUGAUAUGGGAUCCAUCUGAUAAAAGUCAUAAGUUAAAACAUAAAGUACACGAUGCUUGGAAUCGCAUCAGCAAUAGAUUGGAUAAUACUCCAAUAGAGGACUUAAAAUCGAAGAAGAAAUCCCUUAUGGCCACGUUUCGACCUCUAUUAAAGAAAAAAAAAGCUUCCAUUCGUUCUGGAGCAGGUGCUGACGAUGUGUUCCAGCCAAUAUGGUUUGCUUUCGAAAUUAUGGAGAGCUUUUUGGGAUCGCUUUAUGACGUUGCGGAGACUAUAAACACGGAAGACACGACUUUACAUAGUGAAGAUAUGCCAGCCCCACCUCAAGCGCCAAUUCAGCCUCAACAAGCUGUCGAAAUACCACUUUCAUCGCCAUCACAGUCAAUCUCAUCGCGACCACACACCAAACCAAUCAAAACCAAUAAAAAAGCAAGCCUCAAUACAGAUGAAGCACAAAAUAAAAUAUCUGAAAGUUUGGACACUCUGAACCAUGUAUUAAGAGAAAAAAGAAAUUAUGUGAAUGAUGAAGAUGAGUGCGAUAUAUAUGUGAAACUUUUAGCAAAAAGGUUACGAAAAUAUCCGGAGUCAAUGCAACAAAUAGUCAUGUACCGAUGGCUUGCUUUUAGAAAUUCCUUGUCCCGUUGAACGACCAUCAAGUGCCUACUCAUCUCAAUCGUCGCAAUCACAACUUUCCGAUUGCCAAAUGUUAACACAGUCUCAAAUGCAUUCUCCACAACUUUAUGCCAUGCAACCAUCACGAUCUGUGAAUUCUCCAGUACCGAUCAGUAUCCCGGAAACAAAUUGAUAAUAUCAUUGCAAAAGCAUAGAUACUGGAACGCUUCCCAAAUGUAGGAAAUUGUAUUAAGUUAUGUGUCUAAUGAAUACUGUUCUUUUAUUAGACAUUAAAUACAUAUUUUGUGAUUAGAUUCCUACUUUUAUUACUUACCUUAAUU